Messenger RNA from Temnothorax curvispinosus, 852 nucleotides. Its product is annotated as phytanoyl-CoA dioxygenase, peroxisomal-like. Gene Ontology annotation, molecular function: phytanoyl-CoA dioxygenase activity. Lineage: Eukaryota; Metazoa; Arthropoda; Insecta; Hymenoptera; Formicidae. The record is from RefSeq and is a predicted model, not a curated record. Gene Ontology annotation, biological process: fatty acid alpha-oxidation. The transcript has 4 exons. The coding region runs from base 79 to 765 and encodes 228 amino acids.
AACGUUAUGUACUCUUAAUUCUUUUUUAGAUUUGAUGAAGUCAUCGAAGGCAAGAUUCCACGAGAUGGAAUAACAGUGAUGUAUGAUGUAAAGGACAGAAAAUCGGUAAAUAAGAUACAGGAUAUACAUACGGACUCAGUAUUCCGUCAUUAUAUGGAGCAUAAGAAGAUCCUCGACAUAGUUGAGUGUUUUACGGGACCAAACAUCUUGGCGAUUCAUAGUAUGCUCAUCGCAAAACCACCCGAUGUAGGAUUUGGAAGUUCGAAGCACCCGCCGCAUCAAGACCUGUAUUACUUUCCGUUCCGACCAGCCGAUCGUAUAGUAGCUGCAUGGACAGCCAUGGAACCCUGCGAUAAUGUAAACGGAUGUCUCUACGUAUCGCCUGGAACACACAUUGUAGGGAACUUGUUCCCGCAUGAUUAUCCUGAGGGAGCGGUGAACAAGUUUUAUCAUGGCAUACAAAAUUUGCCUACGGCGUUCAAUCGUUGGGUGAAUCUCGAGAUGCAACCCGGCGACACGGUAUUCUUCCAUCCGUUGCUCAUUCACGGAUCCGGCAUUAACAAAUCCCAGAGAACAAGACGGGCAAUUUCCUGUCAUUACGCAGCAGCCGAAUGUAAUAUUAUUGAUGACGAUCCACUUCAGGACACCAUCAGGAAUGAGGUUUUAGAGUUAAUGAAGAAAAAAUAUCCUACCAUACAGAUGACAUACUCGGACAUAUGGCGCUUCAAAUCCUCGCUCGUGCGUGGUCUUCAAUCCUCUUAUUAAAAAUAGUUGUACAUCAAACUAUUGAUUUAUAUUGUAUCACGACGGCUAUUAUUUUAUGAUGGUAAUAAUUAGAUAACGUUAGCAUAA